AUGUCUUUAGAUACAGUACCUAAAGAUUUAAGAGGGCUGCGUGCUUGCUUGGUUUGCUCGCUGAUUAAAACUUUUGAUCAAUUUGAAUAUAAUGGCUGCGACAAUUGUGAUGAAUUUCUUAGAAUGAAAAAUAAUAAAGACAAUGUAUAUGACUGCACCAGUAACAAUUUUGAUGGAAUGAUAGCAGUCAUGAGCCCAGAAGACAGUUGGGUGUGCAAAUGGCAGCGAAUCAGUAGAUUUUGUAAAGGAGUGUAUGCCAUUUCAGUAUCAGGUAGAUUACCAGCUGGAGUUAUAAGGGAAAUGAAAAGCCGUGGUUUAGUAUACCGACCCAGAGAUACUAGCCAAAGAUAA
Molecule: messenger RNA, 351 nt
Organism: Chilo suppressalis (striped riceborer)
Lineage: Eukaryota; Metazoa; Arthropoda; Insecta; Lepidoptera; Crambidae
Source: the annotation of a GenBank genome assembly